AUGCGAUCUUGGACAUCUAGAAAAUUUGCUCAACGAUCAGAGAGAGUCAAAUCUGUGGAUCUUCAUCCUACAGAACCAUGGAUUCUGGCAAGUUUGUAUUCUGGAACCGUGUGUAUUUGGAACUACCAAACACAGACGAUUACAAAAUCCUUCGAGGUGACCGAGUUGCCAGUUAGGUCGGCCAAGUUUAUUCCGCGCAAGCAAUGGGUUGUGGCUGGAGCUGAUGAUAUGUACAUCCGUGUAUACAAUUACAAUACAAUGGACAAGGUCAAAGUAUUCGAGGCUCAUUCGGAUUACAUUAGGUGUGUAGCUGUCCAUCCGACCCUUCCAUAUGUGCUAUCAUCUUCUGAUGAUAUGCUCAUAAAGCUUUGGGACUGGGAAAAUGGUUGGGCUUGUACUCAGAUAUUUGAGGGACAUUCACACUAUGUGAUGCAAGUGGUAUUCAAUCCAAAAGACACCAACACUUUUGCCAGUGCAUCGCUUGAUCGUACCAUAAAGCUUUGGGACUGGGAAAAUGGUUGGGCUUGUACUCAGAUAUUUGAGGGACAUUCACACUAUGUGAUGCAAGUGGUAUUCAAUCCAAAAGACACCAACACUUUUGCCAGUGCAUCGCUUGAUCGUACCAUAAAGAUAUGGAAUCUCGGUUCCCCAGACCCAAAUUUUACACUGGAUGCUCAUCAGAAAGGAGUCAACUGCGUAGACUAUUUCACAGGGGGUGAUAAACCUUACUUAAUUACUGGCUCUGAUGAUCAUACUGCUAGGGUAUGGGAUUAUCAAACCAAAAGUUGUGUCCAGACGCUAGAUGGGCACACACACAAUGUAUCUGCCGUAUGUUUCCAUCCUGAGCUUCCGAUAAUAAUCACAGGUUCUGAGGAUGGCACUGUUCGCAUUUGGCACUCCACGACUUACAGGCUAGAAAACACAUUGAAUUAUGGUCUCGAGAGAGUCUGGGCCAUUGGUUACAUCAAAAGUUCGCGGCGGGUUGUGAUUGGAUAUGAUGAAGGAACCAUUAUGGUUAAACUUGGACGAGAAAUUCCUGUCGCUAGCAUGGACAGUAGCGGAAAAAUUAUAUGGGCUAAGCAUAAUGAAAUUCAAACUGCAAACAUCAAAAGUAUUGGUGCAGGUUACGAGGUUACUGAUGGAGAAAGACUUCCCUUGUCUGUUAAAGAGCUGGGGACCUGUGAUCUUUAUCCACAAAGCUUGAAGCACAACCCUCAUGGGAGGACUGUCGUUGUUUGUGGUGAUGGAGAGUACAUAAUCUACACAUCUGUAGUUUGGAGAAAUAGAUCUUUCGGGUCUGGGCUGGAAUUUGUUUGGUCAUCCGAGGGGGAAUGUGCAGUUAGAGAAAGUUCAUCAAAGAUAAAGAUAUGCAAUAGAAAUUUCCAGGAAAGGAAGAGUAUUCGGCCUACUUUCUCAGCUGAGAAGAUCUUUGGAGGAACCUUGUUGGCAAUGUGUUCAAAUGAUUUUAUCUGCUUUUAUGAUUGGGCUGAAUGCAGGCUGAUUCAACAAAUUGAUGUCACAGUAAAGAAUCUGUAUUGGGCUGAAAGUGGUGAUUUAGUAGCCAUUGCUAGUGAUACGUCAUUCUAUAUCUUGAAGUACAAUCGUGACUUGGUUUCCUCGCAUUUUGAUAGUGGAAAACCAACUGAUGAGGAGGGUGUUGAUGAUGCUUUUGAGGUUCUCCACGAGAACGAUGAACGUGUCAGGACAGGUAACCACAAUGUAUCAUUUGGACCGCCCAAUGUAUUUGUUAGGCUAUAUGGCCAACCAAAGCCGGGUGUACUUGAUAGACAAAGAAUUCAAUGUCGUAGGAUAUACCCUGCUGCUUAG
Messenger RNA from Camelina sativa (false flax), 1827 nucleotides. Lineage: Eukaryota; Viridiplantae; Streptophyta; Magnoliopsida; Brassicales; Brassicaceae. The record is from RefSeq and is a predicted model, not a curated record.